GUAGGUAUAAUUUCUAAAGUAGAAGCAUUAAGCAUAAACUCUUCUCUAAUAUAUUUCUCUUCUUACAAACUAAAUGAGGAAGACUAAGAGUGCAUUUGCAUUGAUAAUCUUCGUAUGGGCUUUCAUCACCCCCACUAUAGUUCAAUGGUCCUCUGUUGCUGCUCAUGCAGGGCCACAAUGUUGCAAGAAUGCCCCAAAAUUGAACCCAAACAGCGGAGUUGGGCAUGUUGAAGUUAUUGGUGGCCUCAAUUCAUAUGUCUCUGGCUCAUCUCAUCAUCACCAUGCUAUUCUCCUCAUCUCCGAUAUUUUUGGAUAUGAAGCUCCAAUCUUAAGGAAACUCGCAGACAAAGUUGCUGCUGCUGGUUAUUACGUAGUUGUCCCUGAUUUUUUCCAUGGAGAUCCCUACAAUCCUGAUAACCCUGACAGACCUCUACAAGUUUGGAUAAAAGACCAUGGAGCAGACAAAGGAUACGAAGAGGCAAAGCGGGUGAUUGAGUCUUUGAAGCAGAAAGAUAUAUGUAAAAUUGGAGCAGCUGGCUUCUGUUGGGGAGGCAAAGUGGCUGCGCUACUAGCACAAAGUGAUGAAUAUAUACAAGCAACCGUUCUCUUACAUCCUUCAGCAGUCACUGUGGAUGAUAUCAAAGCUGUGAAGGUACCAAUUGCUGUUCUUGGGGCUGAGCUCGACCAAGUAUCUCCACCUGAGCUCCUGAAGCAGUUUGAGGAGGCCUUGAAUGCUAAGCGCCCUAAGGUGGAUGGAUAUGUGAAAAUAUUUCCUGGAGUUGCGCAUGGGUGGACAGUGAGAUAUGAUCCUGAAGAUGCUGCUGCUGUCAAGUCUGCUGAAGAAGCUCACAAGGAUAUGCUGAAUUGGUUUAAGAAAUACAUCAAGUAAAAGAUAUUAAUAUGUCAUAGUUAAUGGGGAUGUAUCAAAUACUAUGAUCAUGAUCUAUAACAUUGUAUUCAAGAAUAAUCAAUUUUAUGUGAUGACUAUUGUUUGUUAAAUCCCUUUGGUAUUCUUGUUGGAUAGUAUAUACUCUAACAGUAUGUAAGUGAUAGUUCUUCUCUCUCUCUCUCUCUCUCUCUCUCU
Chenopodium quinoa (quinoa) is the source of this 1084-nucleotide messenger RNA. Its product is annotated as endo-1,3;1,4-beta-D-glucanase-like. Lineage: Eukaryota; Viridiplantae; Streptophyta; Magnoliopsida; Caryophyllales; Amaranthaceae. The record is from RefSeq and is a predicted model, not a curated record. The transcript has 8 exons. Gene Ontology annotation, molecular function: hydrolase activity. The coding region runs from base 74 to 889 and encodes 271 amino acids.